GAAUAACAUACCAGCAGAAGUGUAAGUUUGAAUCACAUCUGGAUUGAAUAUAAUGCUAAAAGUGACCUGUAGUAUUGCAUCGUCAGUCCCGUUCCGAUUCCUUGUUGGACCCAACCGGCGAGAAUUCACCAUACAUUCUGCCCUCCUAUCAUACCUGUCUCCCGUGCUUGAUAAGUUGGUAAACGGAAGUUUCUCCGAAGCUGCUGAAAAAUGCGUCACUUGGGACUCUGUAGAUGAGGACACCUUUAUCAGAUUCUGGCAGUACGCCUACACGGGGAAAUAUACCGUCGAUCUCUCGGUAACUGGACUUCAAUCAGAACCCCAAGCCGCUCAGGAAGCGGAGAAACGGACCGCCCAAGAAGCGGUCGAAGCUGCCACAGUCGCCAAAGAAGAGAAGGAAAUCGUGCAGCUCGUUGUCAAGAGGGACAAUACGUUGCGGGGCCUGUCAAGCAAGGAUGAGAGGAGGCUGAUUGAGCUUCAGGCCAAGGCCGCAAGGAGAGCCGCCCGCGAGGCCGAGAGGCGCGCUGAAAUCGCCGAAGAGGAGGAGGAACUGACGGAAUUACUCCGUAUGCAGGACAGGAGACCUGUACUGGCAGCAGAAGAUCGCGAGCGGCUGGUCCACCUUUUAGAGAGGCAAUCAUCUAGGAAAAGGGAGGGACAGGCCGCAAGCGAAAGCGAACGUGAGGCCCCGCCAGGAGAGCUGACAAUCCGUGAGGCUCAGUGGAAUGCAUUCAAACGUCAGGGAGCUUCUGCCUCUUCCGGCACAUCUUCUUCCACAGGUCCCUUCCAAAGAGCAGCGGCCAGGAGCAACCAGGCGCAUGAAGAUUACACAAGCACGUUCCUCUCCCAUGCACGACUCUACGUUUUUGCAGAAUGCUACGGCGUCACCGGAUUAAUGGAGCUUUCGCUAAAUGAAUUACACGCCGCCUUGGUCGCGUUUACGCUAUAUGAAGAAAGGGUCAACGAUGUAGUAGAGCUGGUGCGUUACUGCUAUGAAAAUUUGGUUCCCGACGCUUUGAGAGAGAUGAUUACUCUAUACUCGGUCUGCAAGAUUGAGAAGCUGUGGGUGAGCGAGGAGUUUCAAGCACUUGUGGAGGCUCAUGGGGAGCUAUCGAGGUCUUUGAUUGGGCACAUGGUGAAGGCGUUGUAGUGUGAUGAAGCAGAAUAUUGGAAGCAAGAAUUUGGUAUCCGUUGAUGUUAAUAUACGAAAAAGAGAUGGGCAAGUUG
This is a messenger RNA of Trichoderma atroviride IMI 206040, 1227 nucleotides long. The record is from RefSeq and is a predicted model, not a curated record. NCBI's taxonomy places the organism in Eukaryota, Fungi, Ascomycota, Sordariomycetes, Hypocreales, Hypocreaceae.